Messenger RNA from Scophthalmus maximus (turbot), 2569 nucleotides. It is a transcript of the gene knop1, whose product is annotated as lysine-rich nucleolar protein 1. Bases 211 to 1845 code for a protein of 544 amino acids. The transcript has 6 exons. The record is from RefSeq and is a predicted model, not a curated record. NCBI's taxonomy places the organism in Eukaryota, Metazoa, Chordata, Actinopteri, Pleuronectiformes, Scophthalmidae.
GUCACGAGAGCGCGCGUGUUGCCACGGACGCCUGUCUCGUCGCUAGGAACGAACGAACGACGGGAGGAACAAAACAAUACUUCCGGGUCAAGAGAGUAAACGCUUAUCCACGUGAGUUACCAAAGUGGGCAAAGUGAAGCGAUCAGCUCUGCAAAGACACAUCGAUCAGGAGUCUGUGCCCAGGCAGCCAGACAAACCUUUGCCUGAGGCAUGGUGAAACCAGAACAAAAAGUGGAAAUGAAGAUGCAGGAGAAGAAGAGUGAGGAGAAUUCUAUCAAGAAGAAGAAACAAAAGAAAGGACAGACCUCUGUGCCUGAAGAGAAAAACUACGGGGUUGAUGAUGGGAGCCGGGUGGAGGUGAAAAAAGAAAAGAAGAAAAGCAAAAGAGUUGAGACAAUGGUUAUAGAAGAGGAGGUGUCAGACGGAGGCGGUGAGAAAGAGGAGAAGAAGAAAAACAGCAAAAGGAAAAAUGGUAAUGAUGCAAUCAAGUCGGCAAAAGAUGGAGUCAAAAAGAAGAAGAAGCAGCAGCAGCUGGCUGAUGAUAUGAAUCAAGUGGACGUUGUUCAGAGUUCGGUGAAAGAAGAAUUGGAAAAGAACGAAAGGAAAGAGAAGAAAGUAAAGACUAAAUCUGUUCAAAUUAAAGCUGAAAAUGUAAAGAUACCGAAAGAAGAGGAAGAAAAACAGCAAGCUGGAGACCAUGAUGCGCCAAAGAAAGCCAAGAAAGUAAAAAACAAUAGUUUAGCUGUAGGCACAGAAGUGACUGAGGAACAGAGUAAAGAAAAGAAAAAGAAGAAAAAGAAAUCCUCUGAGGAAGCCAACACUGUAGCUAUCAAUAAACUGACUACAACAAAAAAUGAACCUGAUGUGGGUGAGAAAGGACUGAAGUUAGAAACGGCAGCAGGGGAGACUGAGGUCGUGGAGGUAAAGGAAAAAAAAAAGAUGAAAAAAGAGGCGAAAACUAAAGAAGAUGAAAAUGAAGAAGAGACACACGCGAUAAAAGGCAAAAAGAAGAGCAAAGCGAAAAAGAAGGAAAAGGACAAUAUGCUGGACGAGAGUGAGAUUAUUAUAGAGGAAGGGAAGACUGAGCACAUGAAGAAAGGAAAAAAAGGAAAGAGUAGAAAAGCUUCUGGGGAGGUAUGUGAAGUAGAAGAGAUGGAGCCAAAGAAAAAGAAGAGGAAAAAGGACGACUCAAAAGGAGAGGAAGAGACGUUAUUGAUGGAUUGUGAAGAAAGCGAGGCGGACAGGCUGAGCGGGGAAACUCCCGUCGCAGUGGCGGGUGACACAACGAGCAGGAAAAGCAAAAAGAAGAAGAGCUCUGUUCAGGUGAAUCAGACGGAGGCAGACGUUGGAGUUGAAACUGAUGCAACGAAGAAAAAGAAAAAGAAGAAAAGGGUCAAAGAAGAGGUGGAAGAGCAACAGGAGUCCCCCAAUGUGGACGUGGUGUCAGAGAAGAGCGGAAACACUGACGAGAUCGACACCAACCAGGAGAGAAGACAGACUGACGAGGCCUCUGGACAUGAAAACCCAGCUAAAUCCUUGGGUUUGGGUCAGUGGAGCACAGCAGAGUUCAGCAGCUCUCAACAGCAGCAGAAGUUUCUCCGCCUGAUGGGCGGCUUCAAAAAGGGUUUCCAGCCAGCUGCAGCGGGCACUGGUGGAGCACACAUGGCAAUGGGGAAAGACGCACAGCAGCAGUUACAGCAAGGGCUUCUGGGAGAGUUUGAGCGCGCUCACUCACGCAGAAUGGACUUCAGUAGCAAGGGGGCAGGACUUGGAUUCGCCGCACCGUCCAAUAAGAAGUUCUCUAUUGACAUCAACACAUGUCGAUCGGUCCGCUUUGACAAUUGAGCAAAGUGUGAUUGAAAGGUUUUGUAAAUUGUUGAUUCAUACGCUUGGCUGUCUGCUCGUGUUCCUGGAGAAUGUUUAAACGUACAUAUAAAUGAAACUCAAGCAUUGAACACAACACAAUGUCAUUUGUUCGUACUGGACAUUAAACAUCGUUCUGCCUGAGGAACUGGACUGUUAACGUAACAGAGAAUCUGUUUGAUCAAAUGAAUGCGAUUUCAAAUGGGUCACUUUGCAUUGUGACAGUGUAAAAUGUUCUUGUAAUUUCAAGAACAUUAAACUGAAAGAAUCAGAGUUAAUUACUAUAUUCUAAUUACGCAAAAUGUGUCUGCUGACAUGCAAUGUUGGAUGACAUCCAGUAUUUUAUCUGGACUAUUAAUUAGUCCAGCUAACUCGAGAAUGUGUGUUACAUGUUUUUGUAUUUGAGGCGAUUGUCCUUUCAGUUGAGUAGAUAUAAGCAACUGUGUGUACAAAACUCUACUGAUAACUUCUUUUUUUUUUAAAUUACAUUUGUCUCAUUUCCAUGACUGAAUGCAAAAUUACAACAGUUUCUGGAAGUCAUUUUAUUUCCAUCUUGCAACAUCUGCUGUAAAGUGAUGAGAAUAAGCAAAGACAAAUACACUUUACUGCAGACAUAAAAUGGACACAUGGUCUGCUUGCUUUUUGAAGGCUCAAUUGUUAAAUUCUGAUUGUGCUGGUAAAUAAAGAAAUAUUUGACUAUCAUGUA